Sphenostylis stenocarpa is the source of this 1122-nucleotide messenger RNA. The record is from the annotation of a GenBank genome assembly. NCBI's taxonomy places the organism in Eukaryota, Viridiplantae, Streptophyta, Magnoliopsida, Fabales, Fabaceae.
AUGGAAAACAAAGCUGAAUCUGAGAAACCUAAAGGGAAAGGGAUUCCAAUUCAUGGAGGCAAGUACGUUCGGUACAACGUCUUAGGCAACCUUUUCGAAGUCUAUGCUAAGUACGCACCUCCUCUCCAACCCGUUGGUCGCGGCGCAUACGGCAUAGUUUGCUGCGCCACAAAUUCGGAGACCAAAGAAGGAGUUGCGAUUAAGAAGAUUGGAAAUGCGUUUGACAACAGGAUCGAUGCCAAGAGGACGCUCAGGGAAAUCAAGCUUCUCUGCCACAUGGAACAUGAUAACAUAAUUAAAAUUAAGGACAUAAUUCGGCCAGCGGAGAGGGGGAAUUUCAAUGAUGUGUAUAUUGUGUAUGAGUUGAUGGACACUGAUUUGCAUCAGAUUAUACAGUCUAAUCAGGCUCUCACGGAUGAGCACUGUCAGUACUUUUUAUAUCAACUCUUGCGAGGAUUGAAGUACAUACACUCUGCAAAUGUUUUGCACCGAGAUCUAAAACCAAGCAAUUUACUUCUCAAUGCAAACUGUGAUCUCAAAAUAUGUGACUUUGGGCUUGCCAGAACAACCUCAGAGACGGACUUUAUGACAGAAUAUGUCGUCACUCGAUGGUACAGGGCCCCUGAAUUAUUAUUGAAUUGUGCAGAAUACACUGCUGCUAUUGAUAUUUGGUCGGUUGGUUGUAUUUUGAUGGAGAUAAUUAGAAGGGAACCUUUAUUUCCUGGUAAAGAUUAUGUCCAGCAGUUGGCCCUUAUAACUGAGUUACUAGGUUCACCAAAUGACUCGGAUCUGGGGUUCUUAAGAAGUGAUAAUGCAAAGAAAUAUGUUAAGCAGCUUCCACAUGUAGAAAAACAGUCUUUUGCUGAGAAGUUUCCUGAUAUGUCCUCGUUAGCAAUAGAUCUUGCUGAGAAAAUGUUGGUCUUUGAUCCCUCCAAGCGAAUAACUGUCGAGGAAGCACUGAAUCAUCCAUAUAUGGCCAGUCUUCAUGAGAUCAAUGAGGAGCCCAUUUGCCCAACUCCUUUCAUCUUUGAUUUUGAGCAGACGACUCUCAACGAAGAAGAUAUAAAAAAGCUCAUAUGGAGGGAGUCUCUAAACUUCAGCCAGGAUCAAAUGUUGGAAUAG